Malus domestica (apple) is the source of this 438-nucleotide messenger RNA. NCBI's taxonomy places the organism in Eukaryota, Viridiplantae, Streptophyta, Magnoliopsida, Rosales, Rosaceae. The record is from RefSeq and is a predicted model, not a curated record.
AUGGGUCGCAUCCGGACAAAGAUAGUGAAGAAAUCCUCCCGCCAGGUGAUCGAGCACUACUACUCGCGCAUGACCCUGGACUUCCACACCAAGAAGAAGAUCCUCGAGGAAGUCGCCAUCAUCCUUUCCAAGCACCUCCGCAACAAGAUUGCUGGAUUCUCCACCCACCUCAUGAAGCAGAUCCAGAAGGGCUCGGUUCGUGGCAUUUCCCUGAAGCUGCAGGAGGAAGAGCGUGAGCGCCGCAUGGACUUUGUCCCCGAGGAGUUCGCCAUCAAGAUCGACAAGAUCUUCGUCGACAAGGAAACCCUCGACAUGCUCUCCGCUCUCGGUAUGGCUGACAUGCCUGGUGUCAAGCGAAUCGAACCGGAAGCUCAUUCUCAGAAUCUCAGGAAGAAGUUUGUUAUGUGUUUAAUUUUACUGUUGAAAUCAUGCGUGUGA